Molecule: messenger RNA, 645 nt
Organism: Ochlerotatus camptorhynchus
Lineage: Eukaryota; Metazoa; Arthropoda; Insecta; Diptera; Culicidae
Exons: 3
Coding region: 1-645 (214 amino acids)
Molecular function (GO): protein dimerization activity
Source: RefSeq, a predicted model, not a curated record
AUGAAAGCUCGGAUGAGAAUGCUUAGUGGAACAUCAAUCUUCAAAGCAUGUUUGUAUCUUGAUCCACGGUUUAACUUUGCAGGAUCUGGAAGAUUGAAUGCUGAAGACAAAUCUGAAGUACAGAAAUAUUUGAUAGCUUUGGACAAAAAGCUUGACGAAAUUUCGGGAGUUGAUAAAACUGACGUGCAUGAUACACCCCCACCUACUUUGAUGGACGAUAGGAUUGAAAAAUAUCUGACAGAUUUUUUCAACGAGGAAAAGAUUAUGAAGUUGGAAUCACGAGAUAAGGUGAACAUAACGGAUUCGCCAAAUAUCAAUCCACAAGCUUCUUCAUCAAAAUCAAUCCCGUUGCUUACAACUCACUUCGAUAUACUUGAUUAUUGGAGAAAGCGUCGAUUCACCAAUCCUCGUUUGUAUCGUCUCGCAAAACCUGUACUAUCGGCUCCUUCUACGCAAGUGUCAGUUGAAAGGCUAUUCAGCCAUUUCAAAAAUGUUUUGACGGAUACUCGGAUGCGUUUGGCUGGCUAUACAUUUAAUGAUAUAAUGAUCCUUAAAAUGAAUGAUGAUCUUUUACCAAAGAUUGCAGAGGAUCUUGACGCUGCAUUUUGUAAGGGUGUGAAGAAUUAUGAGGCAAUUAAGAAAUGA